This is a messenger RNA of Planococcus citri (citrus mealybug), 2640 nucleotides long. RefSeq names its product histone-lysine N-methyltransferase EZH2-like. Gene Ontology annotation, cellular component: nucleus; ESC/E(Z) complex. Gene Ontology annotation, biological process: heterochromatin formation. The record is from RefSeq and is a predicted model, not a curated record. The coding region runs from base 244 to 2574 and encodes 776 amino acids. Lineage: Eukaryota; Metazoa; Arthropoda; Insecta; Hemiptera; Pseudococcidae. Gene Ontology annotation, molecular function: chromatin binding; protein binding; histone H3K27 methyltransferase activity. The transcript has 13 exons.
UUUUUAACAGUUCAGCCAGGAAGCAGAAGUUUCGGCGCCUUCUUUCCUUUUUUCGGAUUAAUUAUUGUUGUAUUGUUUAAAUAAGCGAUAAUUAAGCUAUAAUGUGCUCCAAGAAUGUACUUGAGUGAUUAAUUAUUACCGGAAUGAAAUCGCACCUGUUUUAGGCAUCGAUGUGUUUCUGGUGUUUAGCCUUAUCAAAUCGGUAAACUGUAAACUUCCAGUGAAAAACUCUCCGAAUACAAAAUGUCAAAUAAACAGAAGCAAGCCGCCGAAUGGAAAAAGAGAGCCCGUUCAGAGUACAUGCGGUUAGUUCAAAUCAAGAGACAUAAAAAAACCGACGAAGUAAAGAUCCAGUGGAACGCCAACUUGCAAAAAUUAUCAGAUCAGCUAAACGGCAUACACCAGAAAUGGGAUCAAAACCGCAAAGCUGUAUGGGAAUGUAGAUUGGAACCACCGUCUAAUGUUGUCCGAAUCAAGAAAGCCAUCUCCAUGAAUACGUUACAAGAAGGCGAAACAACUUCUUGUCCCAUUAAAUUUAUCCACUUAGUGUCAGCUAUUCCUACCAUGUACACUUGGGCACCGAUUCAGCAAAAUUUCAUGGUUGAAGAUGAAACUGUUUUGCAUAACAUUCCCUACAUGGGUGACGAGGUUCUCGAACAAGAUGGCACGUUUAUCGAAGAAUUGAUCAAAAAUUACGAUGGGAAAGUACAUGGUGACAGAGAAGGUGGUUUCAUAGAUGAUCAGACGUUCUUAGAACUAGUUAAUUCGCUGAUCACUUAUCAAAUUAAAGAUCAGGAGGAAGAGACAAAAUCGACCGAUAAAAAGAACAUCAAAGACACUACUUUUGAGGAAGCCAAGAAACCUUUUCCGUCGAGCAUUGUUUUCCAAACGAUUUCCUCCAUGUUUCCAGAAACUGGCAAACCCGAAGAAUUGAAAGAAAAGUACAUUCAAUUGACCGAAUAUACUGAUCCUAAUGCUUUGCCAACCGAAUGCACCCCUAAUAUUGAUGGUCCUGCUGCUGAAUCAGUGCCAAGAGAACAAACCAUGCAUUCUUUUCACUCGCUGUUUUGUAGACGAUGCUACAAAUAUGAUUGCUUUCUUCACCGAUUGAAGUCUCAUCAUUCUGGACCGAAUGCUUUAAAAAGAAAAGGACCAGAUUUGAUGCUGUUCCCUGAACCCUGCGGUUCAGAUUGUUAUAUGCUGCUGGAUGGUAUGAAAGAAAAACUAGCUGCAGCUGCUGCCAAAGCUGAAUCGGAAGCGAGUGAUAUAAAAGACGAGGAUGACGACGAAGAUUACGACAACUCCAUUAUCGAGCAUUUAUCUCGCAGUAGACGACGUUCUAGCGACGCGGCUUCGCUAAGUCAUCUGGAUACAAAACCGGAUUCUAAUUCGGAUCAAAAAUCCGUUCCAAGGACUCAAAGUUUGGACACUUCGAACAGACCUCUAAAAGUAAAAAAACAAAUAUCCAUCGAUUCGGGAAAUGACGCUAGUUCCGAAGACAGUAACGACAGUAAAGAUGAAAUUAUUCCAGAUAGUAAUAUUGAUCAACCCGAGCAAGAUAAACCAGUUUCUACCACGACUUCGUUCUCUUUACUCAAAGUAUUGGGUUCAGAUAUCACCGAAUGGACUGGAUCUGAUCAAUCGCUGUUUCGGGCUUUGCAUAAAGUUUUCUUGAAUAAUUAUUGCGCCAUUGCCCAAAUCAUGCUAACCAAAACAUGUCAACAAGUGUACCAAUUUGCCCAACAAGAAGCCGGUGAUUUAAAAGCCGAAGACAUUAUGAAAGAUCUAACUCCUCCAAGGAAGAAGAAAAAGCAAAAACAUCGUCUAUGGUCCGUUCACUGUCGAAAAAUACAACUCAAGAAAGAUAAUUCGUCAAACCACGUGCAUAAUUUUACCCCAUGCAGACAUCCUCCGACGCAACCCUGCGAUCAGUCAUGUCCUUGCGUCGAAGCUCAGAAUUUCUGUGAGAAAUUCUGUCGCUGCAGUUCGGAUUGUCAGAAUAGAUUUCCAGGAUGCCGAUGCAAGGCUCAGUGUAAUACUAAACAGUGUCCAUGUUAUUUGGCGGUUCGUGAAUGUGAUCCGGAUCUUUGCCAAACUUGUGGAGCUCACGAAUUCGACGUUAAUAAAAUUUCCUGUCGGAAUGUCAGCGUUCAAAGAGGCUUACAUAAACAUUUAUUAAUGGCUCCUUCGGAUGUCGCUGGUUGGGGUAUUUUCUUAAAAGAUUCUGCCCAAAAGAACGAGUUCAUUUCCGAAUAUUGCGGUGAGAUAAUUUCUCAAGAUGAAGCUGACCGAAGAGGCAAAGUUUACGAUAAAUACAUGUGCAGUUUCUUAUUCAAUUUGAAUAACGAUUUUGUGGUGGACGCAACUAGAAAAGGAAAUAAAAUCAGAUUUGCUAACCAUUCUAUCAAUCCAAACUGUUAUGCCAAAGUAAUGAUGGUAAAUGGAGAUCACAGAAUCGGUAUUUUUGCUAAAAGAGCCAUACAACCUGGAGAAGAAUUAUUCUUCGACUACAGAUAUGGACCUACCGAACAAUUGAAAUUUGUUGGAAUAGAACGUGAAAUGGAAUUUCUGUGAAACAGAUUCUCGUUCUUUUUGUUUUAAACGUUCACGAACGAUAAAAUAAUAAAUAUGUUAUUGCCA